CGAAGUGGGAUGCUAUGGCCACCUCCUCCGAGAGCGAAGAGGACAGCUUCAUGGCCGUGGACCCAGAGGAAGCCGUGGGCAGGGAAGGCAGCAUGGAGCAGGAGGUCGGGAGCCGGCAGGACAGGUCCAUGCUGGAACUGCCGGAAGAGGUGCUGGAAUAUAUCUUGUCCUUCCUCUCACCCUAUCAGGAGCACAAAACCGCUGCACUCGUCUGCAAGCAGUGGUAUCGGCUGAUCAAAGGGGUGGCCCACCAGUGUUUCCACGGCUUCAUCAAGGCAAUCCAAGAAGGCAAUAUUCAGUGGGAGAGCCGCACAUAUCCCUACCCUGGCACCCCCAUCACCCAGCGCUUUUCACACAGUGCGUGCUACUAUGACGCCAAUCAGUCCAUGUAUGUGUUUGGGGGCUGCACACAGAGCAGCUGCAACGCAGCCUUCAAUGACCUGUGGAGGCUGGACCUGAACAGCAAGGAAUGGAUCCGCCCGCUGGCAUCAGGCUCCUACCCGUCGCCCAAGGCUGGGGCCACCCUGGUGGUGUACAAGGACUUGCUGGUGCUCUUUGGGGGCUGGACACGGCCCAGCCCUUAUCCCCUGCACCAGCCAGAACGGUUCUUUGAUGAAAUCCACACCUACUCGCCCUCCAAGAACUGGUGGAACUGUGUUGUGACAACCCAUGGCCCCCCUCCUAUGGCUGGGCACUCCUCCUGUGUAAUAAAGGACAAAAUGAUUGUCUUUGGAGGUUCUCUUGGGUCUCGGCAAAUGAGCAAUGAGGUCUGGGUGCUGGAUCUGGAGCAGUGGGCCUGGGCCAAGCCAGACGUCUCUGGCCCCAGCCCUCACCCCCGCGGAGGCCAGUCCCAGAUUGUCAUAGAUGAUGAAACCAUUCUGGUCCUGGGGGGCUGCGGGGGUCCCAAUGCGCUGUUCAAAGAUGCCUGGCUGCUGCACAUGAGCUCCGAGCCGUGGACGUGGCAGCCGCUGAGAGUGGAGAAUGAAGACCAAGGGGCCCCGGAGCUCUGGUGCCAUCCGGCUUGCCGGGUGGGCCAGUGUGUGGUGGUCUUCAGCCAGGCCCCCAGCGGGAGAGCCCCUCUGAGUCCCAGCUUGAACUCCCGCCCCUCUCCCAUCAGCGCCACCCCACCCGCUCUGGCUCCUGAGACCCGGGAAUAUCGUCGUUCCCAGUCUCCCGUCCGGACCACAGAUGAGGCACCCUGCGUGAACGGCCGCUGGGGAACCCUGAGGCCUCGGGUCCAUCGGCAGACCCCUUCGGGUUCCCGGGAAGGGAGCCUCUCGCCUGCCCAAGAGGACAGUUCCCCUGUGUUGCUGAAUGGCAGCGAGGGCUUAUCUCCUGGAGCCUCUUUGGAGAGCCCAGUCCAAGUGGCAUCUCCCACCACACCUGCCGCUGCCGCCACCGAAGGGUAUGACCUCAAGGCUGGCAUUUCCUCGGCACCGAGACGGGGCUCCCUGCCUGAUCAGAAAGACCUGAGGUUGGCAGCUGUAGACCUGAACUGGGAACCGAAAGCACCUUCCCUUCUUUCUCAGCUGGAGGGCGCGGAGAGCAGGACGGUUGGCGGCGCCAGGAACCCACCGGAACAGACCAAUGGUGUUCACACCCCGCCUCAUGCGGCCAGCUUCUCCUUGGCAGGCGCGGUCUCCCCAGGUGCACUGCGGCGAAGCCUGGAGGCAGUCAAAGCCCUUUCUUCAAAGCCGCCACCACCUGCUCUGGCAGUGCUGAGCCCCCCCUCCUCUUCCCUGGCCUCACCAGGGUCGCCCGUGGAGGCAGCGGCCCCCCCUCGCCCCAGCUCUUCUGCCCAAGGGGACGGGCAUGCCUUGCCCCCCAUCGCUCGCCGCCUGGGCCACCACCCGCCGCAGUCGCUGAACGUCGGCAAGCCCUUGUACCAGAGCUUGAACUGCAAGCCCAUGCAGAUGUAUGUGCUGGACGUCAAGGAGACCAAGGGGAAGGGGCGCGUCCAGUGGAAGGUCUUCCACAGCAGCUCGGUGGUGGGGCCGCCAGAGACCAGCCUGCACACAGUGGUGCAAGGCCGGGGGGAGCUGAUCAUUUUUGGCGGCCUCAUGGACAAGAAGCAGAACGUCAAGUACUAUCCCAAAACCAAUGCCUUGUACUUCGUGCGAGCAAAGAGAUAAUGCAGCCAGGAGUGGUCUCUUCUUCCCCCCACCGCCCCCACCGCUUCUGCUGACACAGUGACACCCCCCACCCCACCCCCCGUUAGCACUCUGUCAAGCAGGAUGUGAAUUUGGGGCUGCUCCCAUCAAUAAAAGAUUCUAAGCAAAUG
Heteronotia binoei (common prickly gecko) is the source of this 2281-nucleotide messenger RNA. It is a transcript of the gene FBXO42, whose product is annotated as F-box protein 42. The transcript has 9 exons. Gene Ontology annotation, molecular function: protein binding. The coding region runs from base 15 to 2132 and encodes 705 amino acids. The record is from RefSeq and is a predicted model, not a curated record. Lineage: Eukaryota; Metazoa; Chordata; Lepidosauria; Squamata; Gekkonidae.